Plectropomus leopardus (leopard coralgrouper) is the source of this 438-nucleotide messenger RNA. Lineage: Eukaryota; Metazoa; Chordata; Actinopteri; Perciformes; Serranidae. The record is from RefSeq and is a predicted model, not a curated record.
GCAGGGUCGACCAGGAAAACCUGGAAACAAGGGAUCAGCCGGACACCGUGGCCCUAACGGACAGAAGGGCCAACCAGGAGAGCCGGGGGUUAAAGGCGCUCCGGGAUCAGAGGGACCCAGAGGGAUGCCGGGUGAGGACGGCAGAGACGGACACGGACCUCAGGGACCCAAAGGUGUCAAGGGAGAUCCUGGUUUCCCUGGUUAUCCUGGUCUACCGGGUGAGGACGGUCUGAGCGGAGCCAAAGGAUAUCCAGGACGGAAAGGGAACCAAGGUCGAGGGGGGGACUCGGGCAGGCCGGGAGGACCAGGCGGUCCCGGAGACCCGGGAUAUUCAGGACACAGGGUGAGAGGACGUCCAGAGUUCAGUUCAGUCAUCAGCAAAAACAGGAACUCUUCCACCUUCACUCUCAUAGACACCAAAGACAUCAGCAAAGAUUU